This is a messenger RNA of Jatropha curcas, 1719 nucleotides long. Its product is annotated as Sodium Bile acid symporter family. The record is from RefSeq and is a predicted model, not a curated record. NCBI's taxonomy places the organism in Eukaryota, Viridiplantae, Streptophyta, Magnoliopsida, Malpighiales, Euphorbiaceae. Gene Ontology annotation, cellular component: membrane.
ACCCAUAUCAAACAAAAUGGGACAUUCAAAGGAAGAGCGAAAGAGUUGGAUUACCCACACCCACCACAGCCAUAGAGCUUUCAUCUGCGCUCUUUUUGGGUUUUACCAAAGCAAAAAUGAGUGCCAACGUUAAGCACUGGCAGUUUCAAGGCUUGCGUAUCUCUCAAUUCCAUGCACAAAACAUUUCCCAUAUUAAAAGGUGCCGUCUUGUCCCAAUCUUCCCUCGAAAUUGCUCGUUAAAGCCUUCAGAGUUGCGGUCUCUCGGUUCUUCAGUUCAAUUAAGCGCCGAUUCUCAAUGUUACUCUCGAAACUCAAGAUUCUUAGUGAGCAAAUGUUCGUCAGAGAAGUUUUCGGAUCCUUUCGAGGAGCAGGAUCAAGGUCCGAAUUUUGCAACCGAACAAAAUAAGGUGCUUAAGCAGAAGGAAUUUUCUAUUGUGAAUAUCUUGCAACAAUCAAAUUCACUUCUGCCUCAUGUAGUUCUUGCUAGUACACUAUUAGCUCUUGUUUAUCCACCCUCUUUCACGUGGUUCACCACCAGGUACUAUGCUCCUGCAUUAGGGUUUCUGAUGUUUGCAGUUGGGGUCAAUUCCAGUGAAAAGGAUUUUGUUGAAGCAUUCAAGAGACCAGCGGCUAUUUUGGCUGGUUACAUUGGCCAAUUUGUUGUGAAGCCUAUUCUUGGAUAUUUCUUUGGCAUAAUAUCUGUAUCAGUCUUUGGCCUUCCUACCCCCAUAGGUGCUGGGAUUAUGUUGGUAUCCUGUGUUAGUGGGGCCCAGCUUUCAAAUUAUGCUACUUUUCUUACUGAUCCACCAAUGGCUCCUCUAAGUAUUGUCAUGACAUCUUUGUCUACUGCUACUGCGGUUUUUGUUACGCCAUUACUGUCGCUCUUGCUUAUUGGGAAGAGACUCCCCGUUGAUGUAAAAGGAAUGAUAUCCAGCAUUCUGCAGAUAGUAGUGGCCCCAAUUGCCGCAGGAUUGCUUCUAAACAGGUUCUUCCCCUGGAUUUCUAAUGCUAUUCGACCCUUUUUACCUCCUCUUUCAGUACUUGUAACAGCCUGCUGUGUUGGAGCACCACUUGCUAUCAAUGUUGAGUCUGUUAUGUCCUCUUUUGGGGCAACCAUACUAUCACUCAUUGUUUUAUUUCAUCUGUUGGCAUUUGUUCUUGGUUAUGUUCUUGCUGGCCUUGUCUUCCCUAAAGAACCUGACCUGAAAGCACUUCAAAGAACAAUGUCCUUUGAGACAGGGAUGCAGAGCAGUCUUCUUGCCCUUGCACUUGCAAAUAGGUUUUUCCAAGAUCCACUUGUGGCUGUGCCUCCAGCAAUAUCUACUGUAAUGAUGUCUUUGAUGGGCUUCUUUCUUGUAAUGGUUUGGACUAAGAGGAAAGAAGUAUGAUGAGGGAUAGCUUGUGCAAAUUUCAGAAGUUUGAUACAUUGCUAGUGAACCUCUGAUUGCUCCUCUGUUGGAUUUCUCUCAUCCUGUUAAUUCGGUUGAGGAAAAGGAGCAGCUUCUUGAAUUUGACCCGUCCAUCCAUUCUCCUGGGCGUGUAUGCAUUCCUGUAAGCCAUCGAUAAGCUCUUGCAGGAUCAUUUGAAGGCACUAUGUGAUGUCUUUUAUCUAUGUAAUGUAACAUGUUCCUGUUGUUUCUGUUAUGUUUCAUUUGUGACAAGAAAGGAUAUUAGCUGUAGAAAUUAAUUGGUUCCAGCACGAUUCCAUAUUUUUCUUUU